AUGAGCCAGGGCUGUGGAAAAUAUGAUUUUUAUAUUGGUCUGGGAUUGGCUAUGAGCUCCAGCAUUUUCCUUGGAGGAGGUUUCAUUUUGAAAAAAAAAGGCCUUCUGCGACUUGCCAGAAAAGGCUCCAUGAGAGCAGGUCAAGGUGGCCAUGCAUAUCUUAAAGAAUGGUUGUGGUGGGCUGGUCUGCUGUCAAUGGGAGCUGGCAAAGUGGCCAACUUUGCUGUGUAUGCCUUUGCACCAGCCACCCUAGUGACUCUGUUAGGGGCACUCAGUGUCCUAGUGAGUGCCAUUCUUUCUUCAUACUUUCUAAAUGAAAGACUUAACCUUCGUGAAAAAACUGGAUGCUUGCUAAGUAUUCUGGGAUCUACAGUUAUGGUUAUUCAUGCUCCAAAAGAAGAGGAGAUUGAGACUUUAAAUGAAAUGUCUCACAAGCUAGGAGAUCCAGGUUUUGUGGUCUUUGCAACACUUGUGAUCAUUGUGUCCUUGAUAUUAAUCUUUGUGGUGGGACCUCGCCAUGCAAACAUUCUGGUGUAUAUCACAAUCUGCUCUGUAAUCGGAGCGUUUUCAGUCUCCUGUGUUAAGGGCCUGGGCAUUGCUAUCAAAGAGCUGUUUGCUGGAAAGUGUGUGCUGCGACGUCCCCUGGCUGGGAUUCUGCUGCUGAGCCUUACAGUCUGUGUGAGCACACAGAUUAAUUACCUGAACAGGGCCCUGGACAUAUUCAGCACUUCCAUCAUGACUCCAAUAUAUUCCGUAUUCUUUACAACAUCAGUUUUAACUUGCUCAGGAAGCCCCUCAGCUAUUCUUUUUAAGGAGUGGCAAGACAUGCCUGUUGAUGAUGUCAUUGGUGCUCUGAGUGGCCUCUUUACAAUCAUUGUGGGAAUAUUCUUGUUGCACGCCUUUAAAGACGUCAGCUUUAGUCUCGCAAGUCUGCCUGUGUCUUUUCGGAAAGAUGAAAAAGCAACGAAUGGCGGUCUCUGUAAUAUGUAUGAAGUUCUUAAUAAUGAUGAAGAGAGCUUCACCUGUGGAACUGAACAACACACGGCUGAAAACAUCUCCCGAAGAAAUGGAAAUCUGACAGCUUUUUAAUAAGAAAGAUGUAAUUAAAAGGUUAAUCUAUAAUUGUGUUAUAAAGUGAAUUUGAGUAUCAGAAUGUGUCUGAAAAAGCAUUGUUCUCAGAUAAGGUUCUCUAGAGACAAUCUUUUUUAAGGUUUCACUAAUCUGGACCAAGAAAUUACUUUUCUUAUAUUUAAAUGAUGGUAGCUCACUAAAAUGACCUCAGUACAUGGCCACUUUCUUUUCCCAUUGUAUUAUUAUAGAGGUAUUUUAAAUUUUCCUUCACCAAAAUCUAAAUGCACUAAUGACAGCUUUAAGUCUAUAAAAAUGCUUUAUUUUUUCAUUGGUGAUGAAAGUCUGAAAUGUAUAUUUGUCAUGCCCACUCUCAAUUUUUGACCAUUUUAAGGCUUUUUUAUUUAAAAAAACAAAAUUACCUCAAUACAUUAUCCUGUAAUUUACCUUACCUG
This is a messenger RNA of Mesoplodon densirostris (Blainville's beaked whale), 1523 nucleotides long. Its product is annotated as magnesium transporter NIPA2-like. Lineage: Eukaryota; Metazoa; Chordata; Mammalia; Artiodactyla; Ziphiidae. The record is from RefSeq and is a predicted model, not a curated record. Gene Ontology annotation, cellular component: membrane. Gene Ontology annotation, molecular function: magnesium ion transmembrane transporter activity. Gene Ontology annotation, biological process: magnesium ion transport.